CAGCAGCAUAUUCUCAGCUAUUCAAUCUCUGGUCGUGGAGAAAACUCCCAGCUUCUCCUUCUCAAAUGGGCCCCGUCGCCUAGCGUCUAACCCCCAGAGCCAGGCUCCUGAGGACGAAUCAAGUCGGAAAACAGGGUUUACAUCAUCUUAAGUACAAUAAGGCUUGAAACAUCAUGGCAUCCAUUCCAUCAAGUGGCUCGCUCGUCGCAACCCACGACUACUACCGCAGACGCCUGGGAUCCACCUCCAGUAACAGCUCUUGUGGCAGCGUGGACUAUUCUGGAGAGGUCAUUCCUCACCACCCAGGUCUCCCGAAGUCUGAUCCUGGCCACUGGUGGGCCAGCUUCUUCUUUGGCAAACCCCCGCAUCCCUUGAUGACCACUGUUUCUGAAUCCCCGGAGAACUCAAGAAGCAUCCAUGUGACCAAUGGCCUUUUGCCUUGUGGCCUGGCUCAGGAGCCAGUGAGGAAGAACGUCGGUGAGACCAAGCCUGACCCCAACGCCUCUGCCUGAAUCCCGCCAUGCAUUCCCCUCCUCACUG
Messenger RNA from Nanorana parkeri, 540 nucleotides. RefSeq names its product pancreatic progenitor cell differentiation and proliferation factor (gene PPDPF). Lineage: Eukaryota; Metazoa; Chordata; Amphibia; Anura; Dicroglossidae. Bases 174 to 512 code for a protein of 112 amino acids. The transcript is spliced from 5 exons. The record is from RefSeq and is a predicted model, not a curated record. Gene Ontology annotation, biological process: cell differentiation; multicellular organism development.